Molecule: messenger RNA, 1885 nt
Organism: Hermetia illucens (black soldier fly)
Lineage: Eukaryota; Metazoa; Arthropoda; Insecta; Diptera; Stratiomyidae
Product: glutactin-like
Exons: 7
Coding region: 102-1811 (569 amino acids)
Source: RefSeq, a predicted model, not a curated record
UUCUCUGAAUAGAUUUCCAGAUAGAGCAGUAUUUUAGCAAGAAGUGUUCUUCAGUUCGGUGUUAGAAAUUGUAGUGGUCAGUAGUGAAGAAGCAACCGAAAAUGAGGAGUCGUCGGUGCGGUUUGAUAUUCGGAAUUAUUAUAUUGUGCUCAAGUAGUUAUGGAUUGGAAGACAGCCCAAUUGUCAGCCUUCCCGGACUAGGCAUCUUACGGGGCAGAACUAUACAAACAGCAUGGACACAUCGAGAUGUACAUCAAUUCGUUGAUGUUAAAUAUGGAGAGUCACCAACCGGCGAAAAUCGAUUUAAGCCACCACUUCCUGUGAACUCCUGGGAUGGAAUCCGCGAUGCCACGAAAAAUGGUCUGGGAUGCCCUUCAAUUUUAUCAUUGGAUGACUUAGCAGUUCACGCUGAAUCUAUAGAUAUUGAGGAUUGUCUUUCUCUCACAAUAAGUACAAGAAAUUUGACUGGAAAACAACCCGUCAUGGUAUACAUCCACGGUGAAUACUUGUUUGAGGGCAACAAUCUCGAAGCUCCUCCAGAUUAUCUUCUAGAAAAGGAUGUCGUCCUCGUUGUCCCUCAAUAUCGGCUAGGACCUUUCGGUUUCCUAUCAACAAUGACUAAUGAGAUUCCCGGAAAUGCCGGAGUGUUUGAUAUAAUUUUGGCAUUGCAUUGGAUUCAGACUUUCAUCCCACAUUUUGGCGGAGAUCCUGAUAGUAUUACUCUGUUUGGGCAAGUUGGCGGGGCAGCGAUUGCACAUCUAUUGACAUUCAGUCCUGUGGUUCCGAAAAAUCUCUUCCAUCGGGUAAUUUACCAUUCAGGAUCAGCGCUGAUGCCAAUUUUUUUGUCAUCACAACCAACAAAAUUCACUAGGGAUAUUGCGGCACGCAGCGGAUGCCGGUCGAAAAAUAUUGACACCUUGAAUAAGUGUUUGAAAACAAUUCCAGCCAUUGAUGUUCUCAGAGGAUUUUAUAAGCAUGCGCAAGAAAAUAUUCCUGAAGGAGUUGGUAGCUAUGGCGGUGUACAAUUCACUGUCGGCGGUCCAAGUGGAGUUCUUCCACAAAAUCCAUCCACUAUGGUCCAUAUGAAUAAAAAUAAUUCAUAUCCUGCUAUGGGAGGAGCUCCAAGAAAUGCAGGGACCAGAGCUAUGAAGGAAAUUUUUGAAGUUGAUUUCUCUGGUGCAAUUCCCGAUGAGAUAUAUAGCGGAGUCGAUUACAUAAAUCACAUCACCCUACAAAGUGUUGGACUGGACGACCGACGUUUGAUGACCGCAUACCUGACGAAGAAAAUUUUCACCCUUGACAUGAUCAAGAAUGGAACUUUCAGAGCAAUGCUUCCAGGACUGGUUGAUUUGGCUGGUACCCUACUUCACAAAAGUUCAGUCCUCUAUGCACUCCAGCGCAACGCCAAGUUCCUGCCGAACAAAACCUUUCUGUACACCUUUGAUUACAAGGGUCAAUACAACCGUUACCCAGAUUUCGACGCGGACUUCGACGUCAAGACACCAUUUACCGCUGGAGUAUCUCUAACUGAUGAAAACAUCUAUCUCUUCCCAUAUCCAGAUCAUGUUCAAAACCUGAAUGCAAUCGAUGUUGAGGUUGCUAAGAAAAUGGUAGAUAUGUGGACCUCUUUUGCUAAGAAUGGCGUUCCCACUGUCUCGGAUAACCUUCAAUGGCCACCAAUGGAUAAUCAAAACGGUCCAUAUUUGAAAAUUAAUGAGCCGAUCAGUGUUGGACAGAACUAUUUUGAUGAAUUUGCUGCUACCGUCCGGGAUGAAGCCAAGGGAAUUAGUAUUGCGAAAAAGGAUAUUUAGAGCUAAUGGUUCUCAUUGUGAAAACGAAAUGUGAUGUGUCUAUUAAGGAGUAAAACUUCAAUUAUAAAAAAAAA